AUGGUGAGGGUCAAGUUCAGCUCAAAGAAUGAGCGUAUAUCCAUGGUGGGAUCUCUUCCUCGCCCCACAACGCCAGUCGAGGAAGAUAAAAAGCAAGCUCAAUUAAGUACCCUGUUAGAUGAAGAUCAGGAAAAGAACACAUCAUCAUCUCCCCAGGCAGAUGACGAGGAGGACGAUAUCCAAGCUCAAUUUGAAGCCCAUUUGGAUGAGUCGCGCCUUAGAAUGGAGCCAAUGCUAGCAGAUGGAAACUGUUUUUUUAGAGCUCUCGCAGAUCAGAUUGAAGGUGACCAAGAACAGCAUUCAAAGUAUCGUCAGAUGGUGGUGGAAUACAUUAUGAACCAUCGUUCACACUUUGAGCCUUUCUUUUCUCAAGAAGACGACUUUACUUUUGAAGAAUACUGUGAAACUUUGGCAAAAGAUGGAACAUGGGCUGAUCAUUGCGAGCUUCAGGCAGCCUCCAUGCUCACUCGCACCAACAUUCGUGUCCACCGCCUUAAGGACCAACCAUCUGAUAUAUACAAUUUUCAUCCUGCAGAAGUUCCCACCCUAAAUCUCUCAUACCAUGAUGGAAACCAUUACAACAGUCUGCGCUCCAUUGAUGACAAUGCUGCUCCACCUAUUCUUAUUGAGGAGGACAAGAGUACAGGCCACUCUCACAACGAGUCAGUGAAGUUUGUUGUGGAUCGAACAGGGUGUGCAGAUGAUGAAACUCGCGUAGAAAACAAUUUUCUUAAAAAAAAGGAUGAACCUCAGCGAAGGAAGAGUCUAUCCGAGUGGCUUCCAUGGGUACCCAGGAAGAAGAAAUGUGAUGGCCGAAAAACAAGCAAUAGUGAGUUCAACGCAGUGAAUUCUGAGGAUUCACCACGUAAGCAUAAGGUUAAGAAAUCAAGCUCUCUGAAAUAA
Messenger RNA from Cryptomeria japonica (Japanese cedar), 903 nucleotides. RefSeq names its product OVARIAN TUMOR DOMAIN-containing deubiquitinating enzyme 7-like. Gene Ontology annotation, biological process: protein deubiquitination. The record is from RefSeq and is a predicted model, not a curated record. The transcript has a single exon. Gene Ontology annotation, molecular function: cysteine-type deubiquitinase activity. Lineage: Eukaryota; Viridiplantae; Streptophyta; Pinopsida; Cupressales; Cupressaceae. The coding region runs from base 1 to 903 and encodes 300 amino acids.